Clupea harengus (Atlantic herring) is the source of this 1569-nucleotide messenger RNA. It is a transcript of the gene pafah1b3, whose product is annotated as platelet-activating factor acetylhydrolase, isoform Ib, gamma subunit. Gene Ontology annotation, cellular component: cytoplasm. The record is from RefSeq and is a predicted model, not a curated record. Gene Ontology annotation, molecular function: platelet-activating factor acetyltransferase activity. Lineage: Eukaryota; Metazoa; Chordata; Actinopteri; Clupeiformes; Clupeidae.
CAACCACCUAUCUUGGGGAAAUGGUGACGUCCCGGAAUUAAAUUUGUUGCAGAAGUCAACUUGGAGGAAGCAUCCCACUCUAAGGGCAAUGAGUUCGGAUGACUCCAACCCCGCUGCAAGUCCCACCCCAUGCCAAGAUAUUCAAGGGGAUGGACGUUGGAUGUGCAUGCACAACCGCUUUGUGACAGACAGCAAAGGGAAGGAGCCUGAUGUUCUCUUUGUCGGAGACUCCCUCGUACAGCUCUUGCACGAAUUUGAGGUCUGGAGAAAACUGUUUUCCCCACUCCAUGCUUUGAAUUUUGGAAUUGGUGGUGAUGCUACGCAGCACGUACUGUGGAGGCUCGGCAAUGGCGAGCUUGACCACAUCAGCCCAAAGGUUGUGGUAUUAUGGGUAGGGACAAACAAUCAUGGCCUCAGCCCGCAUCAGAUCUGUGGUGGCAUCAUGGCAAUCGUGAAAUUGAUCAACCAGAAGCUCUCCCAUGCUCAUACUCUUGUGCUUGGUUUGCUGCCCCGAGGCAAGAACCCCAACCCGCUGCGGGAGCGAAACGCGGAGGUGAACGAGCUGGUCCAGGGCGAGGUGGCCGCCCUCCCACACGCCUCGUACCUGAACGUGGACCCCGGCUUCGUGCACACCGACGGCACCAUCUGGCACCAGGACCUGUAUGACUACCUGCACCUGACGCCACAGGCCUACCAGAAGGUGUGCGAACCUCUCCACGAUCGCAUCAAGGCCCUGUUGGAUCAGCCAGCCGAGAACCAAGUGUCCUGAGCAGGAACUACGUCACCACCUGCUCACAGGGGCGUAAACGCAAGCUGUAAUAUGACCAUUCGCCUGAAUUGACUGACGUAGCUGACCCCCUUAAACUCUCGUAAUAGCUGUGCCUACUAAAGCCUUCUUAAAGACUAUAAUAUCAUGUUAAGAUAGAAUAAUCCAGGCUGUAUACUGUGUAAAAGUGUCUCAUUCAGUUUUCAGUGCUUAUGUCUCCACUGCAAUAGCUAUUGUAAUCACAUUAGAUUCAGCAUUAGCCUAUUAUCCUUGCAUCUGACAUAUCGGUACCUUGUGGAUAUUAGGCCAGUGAGCCAUGCAAUUCAUAGAUUUGAAUUUGAAUUGGGCGGUUUGUACAGGAGCAAGUAUUUGUUAGGAACCUGUCGUCAUGUAGCUCACCAUAAGUACCCUGUUCCAGUGAGGUAAUGGUCUGCUUAUAAAUCAGGCUGUUAGAUUCGGACUGACUGGACCCUGACUAACUACUACUUAAUCACCAUGACUGACUUCGUAAACCUUCAGUUUCUGAGGACUGUUUAAAAAGAAAUGUUAAAGCGACCCUGUGUCUCGCUGGAAGCUUGCUUUUGACACAGCACCAAUCCUUUAAAGCACAGAUGCUAUUUUGGCAGCCACGCUAUGAUGGUGAUGUUGUGAAUAUGCUUUUGCUCUGCUGGCAUUUGCUAGUUUUGUUUGGACCAAGCUGUUAUGUUUCUGUUACUGUUUUGGUGUCUCUUUUUUUUGUCAGGUGUCAACAUUCAUUUUUCAACUGUAUCGUUGCUGAACUCAAUAUAAUAUACAAAAAUGAA